GAAUAAUAGUACUUAAAAAAACGCAGCAACAGAGAGAGGUGUCUCCUCUCUCUCUCUACCUCCAUCUCCUCGAGAUCGACAUGCCACGCUCACGAGUUCUUCUUGAGUGGAUCAAUGGAGAUGUGUUGCUGCUGAGCUGAGCAGAGUGUGUGUAGAAUGAUGGGAGCCCUGCAGCAGCAGAGCAAUGGCCAUGGCCAUGGCGUCCUCCUCCUCGCUGAGGCUGGCUAUGCCGAGGUUGAUCCCACUGGAAGAUAUGGCAGAUUCAAUGAGAUUCUUGGCAAGGGAUCGUCAAAGAUUGUGUAUAGGGGGUUCGAUGAGUGGAGGGGAGUGGAGGUGGCGUGGAACCAGGUGCGGCUGCGCGACGUCGUGCGGGGCGGCGGCGAGCUGGAGCGGUUCUACGGCGAGGUCCACCUCCUCGCCGCGCUCCGCCACCGCGGCAUCGUGCGCCUCCACGCCUACUGGGUGGACGCGCCGCGCCGCGCCCUCAACUUCGUCACCGAGCUCUUCGUCUCCGGCACGCUCCGCCAGUACAGGGAGAGGCACCGGCGGGUGAGCGCGGCGGCGGUGCGGCGCUGGUGCGCGCAGAUCCUCGACGGCCUCGCCUACCUCCACGCCCACUCGCCGCCCAUCAUCCAUCGCGACCUCAAGUGCGACAACAUCUUCGUCAACGGCAACCAGGGCGAGGUCAAGAUCGGCGACCUCGGCCUCGCCGCGUUCCGCCGCGGCGGCGGCCACGCCCGCUGCGUCGGCACGCCGGAGUUCAUGGCUCCCGAGGUGUACGACGAGUCCUACGACGAGCUCGCCGACGUCUACUCCUUCGGCAUGUGCGUCCUCGAGAUGGUCACCCUCGAUUACCCCUACAGCGAGUGCUCCAAUCCCAUCCAAAUCUACAAGCGAGUCAUCUCCGGGAUCAAGCCCGCGGCGUUGUACAGGGUGAGCGACCCGGUGGUGAGGCAAUUCAUCGAACGGUGCCUCGCCCCGGCGGCGCGGCGGCCGGCGGCGAGGGAGCUGCUCGACGACCCGUUCCUGCUGCCGCUUGAGGAUGAUGGCUUCUUCUCCGGCGACGGCGGCGAUGGACAUGGCGGUUUUGGCGUUGGCUACUACAAUCUGAUGUACAACUACCUGCACCAGCCUGCUUGCAUCGACGACCACCAUGCCUGCAGCAAUGGCGGCUUGUCGCCGUCGAAUAGCGUCGGCGACAACGACGUGGACGCGGCCGUGCAGCGGGGGGACGACGACGGUGACAACUGGCUCCGCGACAUCCACAUGCUGUUCGACGAGGACGACGACGACGCCGCCGCCGCCGACGCCAACGAGCGUGUCGGUGGCGUGGACAUCACCAUCAAGGGGAGGAGGACGGACGACGGCGGCGUCUACCUCGGCCUGCGCAUCGCCGACAAGAACGGCACAGGGCGUGGCCGGAUAAUCUGCUUCCGGUUCGACACCGAGGCCGACACGGCGAUGACCGUGGCGGCGGAGAUGGUCGCCGAGCUGGACAUCACCGACCACGAGGUGACUCGCAUCGCCCAGCUGAUCGACGGCAAGGUCGCCGCGCUGGUGCCGGGCUGGAGGCCGGGUCCAGCGACGGACGACGACGACGACGACGAUCUCGUCGGCGGCGGCGAUGAUCCGGACGCGCCGGGCGGCGCCGCCGCCGCCUGCUGCAAGAACUGCCGGCCGGCGGCGUCGUCGUCGUCGUCCUGCGGCUCGCUCGUCGACUUCAUGUCAUCGGCGGCGGCGGCGGAGCGCCAUGGCUGCAGGCGGUGCGCCGAGCUGCACGGCCGGUUUGAGGAGAUCACGUUCCAAGCCGACGACGACGAAGAGGAGCAGCAUUUGCAGGGGAGCUCCUCUGACACCGGAGGCAGCAACCAUGAGCAGCACGCCAUGGGCAAGGACAAGGAGGUCAUGAACAUCAAUGGCAUUGCACAAGAUGGCACAGUACAAGGUUCAGAACAGCCAUGAUCAGUAAUUCAGUAUGAUGAUGAUGAACAUCCGAAGAUCGAGCAAUUCGACGCUGAUAGGCGAUACGGAUCGGCGAUGUUUACAACCAUUGAUGGGUUCUUGGAUUUGAGCAAUGGCGCGAGUCGGUGCCGCCACCAUGAUCAUGACCAUGGUAGCUCAAAGGAUUCAUGAUCAUUGUGAGGGGGAAUUGCUCAUUGUGAGGGGGAAUUGCUGACAGCAAUCUCGAUCAGCCGCUGCUCACUUUCAGAGGUUACCUUGCCGACACAUUGCAAGAGCAACAAAGUCUGUACUGUUGAACAAUGCUACUGACGUUCGACAUGCCCUUCUGACAAAGUAAAUCUACAGUUUCAAGAUUGGAUUUGCUCGUCUUUUUUUCAGAGAUUUAGCAUAUAUUGUAGGGAAGAAACUGAAAGAUGUAGUAUAACGUUUUGUGACUGUGCUAUGAAUCUGAAGAAGAUAGGGUACAGUUUAGGUAGGCCAAGUGCAAUUACUUCCAAUCUUCAUUGGCUUCAGUUAGUUACAUGCAUGGCUGUAUCUAGCAUUCUCUGACCAUAAAUCAGUAGUGCAAGAAAGUGCAAUCAGGAAAGAUGCAUAUGUUUUUCAUUCAUAUUUGGUACGUCUCUUAUUCAAAGAAGAAAUAUUAGGGUGGCAUUCUUAUCCAA
Molecule: messenger RNA, 2624 nt
Organism: Oryza sativa Japonica Group (Japanese rice)
Lineage: Eukaryota; Viridiplantae; Streptophyta; Magnoliopsida; Poales; Poaceae
Source: RefSeq, a predicted model, not a curated record